Messenger RNA from Diplodia corticola, 1368 nucleotides. Its product is annotated as ifrd domain protein. The record is from RefSeq and is a predicted model, not a curated record. The coding region runs from base 1 to 1368 and encodes 455 amino acids. The transcript is spliced from 4 exons. Lineage: Eukaryota; Fungi; Ascomycota; Dothideomycetes; Botryosphaeriales; Botryosphaeriaceae.
AUGCCGGACAAAGAUCUCCGCCGCCAGGUCCUCGGCAGCACCAAGACCGUCUCGCGCAAAGCCCGCUCGCGCGUCGCCUCGGGCGCUAGCUCCAAGGCCGGUUCCACCGCCAACUCGCGCGCAGAGUCCAGGAAUGCCAGCCGCACUGUCAGUAGGAGUGCAUCCGACGACGAGGGAAAUUUGAGCGACGAAACUAACUGGAGCACCAACUCCAUCGACGACAUCCUCACCUCCGAAGAUAUCGAUGCGCCUCCUGAGGUCUGGAAAGCCCGGCUGGCCGACCGCAUGGCCGAGAUCAUCGACCGCAAGCGCAGUAGCAACGAAGGCCGCGCAGAUGCUCUUGCCGCAUACUCUUAUUUGCUAAAGGCACACUAUGCGGCCGAGGAUGUCGAGCCUAGACUCGGUGAACUCAUGCGCUCCAUUGUUAAGAGCGUCAAAUCUGAGACCAGCGAGCGGGAAACUGUCAUGGCCUUGAAAGCCAUCGAGUUGACCGUUAUAACUUGCCCUUCUGACAACAUCUACGACGCCAUAGUCGGCCCAGCCAAGACAAUCAUAACCGAUUCUGAGUCUCUCCUCUCCAAGGUCGCUGCAAUCCAUGCUCUCGGUACUGCAACCUUCUAUGGCGGCGCCACACUCGAUGAGAACCAAGAGAUCAUGGACUUCUUCCUAGAGAUUGUUGAGUCGGAUGGCCAUUCCAUCGAUGCUGGCGACGAGGCGACAGCAGUCGUGGCCGCUCUCGAAGAAUGGGGUUACCUUGCUACACAAAUGGACGACUUCGAAGACAGUACCGAGCCAGCCAUGGAAGCCUUUGUCGAGCAGCUGGACUCGGCCGACGUCGGUGUCCAGAUCGCCGCGGGUGAGAACAUCGCCCUGUUAUAUGAGAAGUCGUACACCGAAGUCGAAGCCGAUGAGGAACUGUCUUCUUCUGACGAAGCUGACGAUCCGGACGCGACCCCUGGUUCCACACGCAUGGUCAAGCGCUACACUGUCUAUCGCCGUGAAGACCAGCUCACGCACAAGCUCUCGGCGCUUGCGACGCUGAGGUCAGACGCAGGUCGCGUGGCGAGGAAGGAUCGCAGCCGGAUGCGUUCCAACUUCAGCGACAUCCUGAACAGCGUGGAACACCCCACCCGCGGUCCGCGCUACAGCACGGCACUUGAUAGCGAUCACCACGUCUACGGAAGUAGGAUGUUCGUCAAGAUCAGCAAGUUUGGUGAGAUGAAGAUCGACGCGUGGUGGAAGCUCUUCAGGCUCAACGCUUUGCGGAGAAGCCUCCAGGGUGGCUUUGCCACGCACUAUGAGAAGAACGAAGUGGUUUUUGAUAGUUUGCCUUGCAUGAUACAACGCCGCCAGGGCUCUUCGAAGUAA